This is a messenger RNA of Chaetomium globosum CBS 148.51, 3873 nucleotides long. RefSeq lists its product as uncharacterized. NCBI's taxonomy places the organism in Eukaryota, Fungi, Ascomycota, Sordariomycetes, Sordariales, Chaetomiaceae. The transcript has a single exon. The record is from RefSeq and is a predicted model, not a curated record. The coding region runs from base 1 to 3873 and encodes 1290 amino acids.
AUGCCACGGAAGACACCAGAGUUGGAUCUGGACUUCAACAUUUUUGUCGACCCUUCUUGUCUGAGCGCACCAAUGGACGACGAAACCUUCGCCACCAUGCCGCCCUCGCCCGAGGAGGUGCAGGCCUCGGCCGUCGUUCCUGACACUCCAGACGAAUUGGGUGCCGCAGCUAUGGGAGAGGAUGCGGAGCAGACAGCCGAACAGGGGCCGGAAUCAGAGGGAGAAGUCACACCUCACGACGAAGCAUCAACCGAAGAACAGCCGGAGCCCGAGAUUACAGAGCAAGAAGACGUGCAGACAGCUGAGCCGCCUGUCGACGAGCCAUCAGCCCCCGAGGAUGAGGAGACAGAACGGGCGACAGCCACGGAGGAAUCCUCAGCGACCGCCGAGACCGAGACAGACGAGCCCGCACCCGAGCCGGAGCAAUUCGACGAGCCCGAGACAGCGACAUUCGAGACCGAACCAGUCGAGGAACCGGUCUCAGAAGAGUCUGUCCCAGAACCGGAAACACAGGUUAUGGACACAGAGCCGGCAGAAGAAACUGUGGCCGGCGAGUUUAUCCCCGAGCCAGUAGAGGAGGAGGAAACAGAACACCAAGUGGAGCAGGCGCCGCCACAAGAGGAGGUACCAGAACCGCGAGACGAAGACGAGACCGCCGCUUCGGCCGAGGCAACCGACGAAUUAGAAGAAACCAACGACACUUCGGCUUAUGAUAUCGAGGCUCCUUCGGAGAUUCCGCAGGAGAACGACCAAAACCUCCCCGUUGAGGAUGUCGACACCUCCAUCAUAGAAUCGGACAUGGACGAAGAGGAACGCGGUCGCCAGUCAGACCUCGGCGACAGGAAAACUUCACUCCGCACCGAAGCCCUCAUCCAGGCCGCCGCCCGCGCCGUGGUCGCCAAAAUCGAGAAGCGCAAGAGCGGCGACAUACCGCAGGAGGAAGAUGAAGUCGACAACUCACUCGUCAGCACCGACUCACGCGACACCUACGUGUUAGGAGACGAUGCACGGAGCACGACAAACGCCGACUCACCCAGCCGGCGGCAAUCCUCCGAGUCUCAUGCCCGCCACAUGGCGUCCCGCUCCAUCUCGAGCGAUGACGCCGGCGACAGCAGCUCGCAUAACGAGCGUGACGAUGACGUCUUUAGCGACCGCAGCGCGCGGAGCUCCCUUUAUUCGCUUGAUCAGCACGACAGCACGGAUAUCCCGAGCAUAAAGACCCCGCAAGCCAAAGAAAGUGUUUCACGGCGCGAUUCCUACGCAUCCAGCCAGUUGCACGAACACUCCUCCGCGCGCACCGCAUCCAACUUCUCCGCCAUCUCCGGUCUCUCCCAGUACGACGACCCCAAACUCACCUUCGUUCCCACCCACCGCGAGACACGCAUGCCAUUCCGCACCCCAUCCGAGAUCCGCGCCAUGCACAUGACGUCCCCCACACCAUCCGUCUUCAACGGCAGCUCGCCGUCGCGGUCAUCAGCACACAAGCACCAUCACCACCACCAAAGCCCUCGCAACAGCGGCGGCCCUCCCUCCUCCAUCUCCCGCCUCGGCAGCCCCACCGUGUCCGCCCAGUACUCCCCCAAGGGCCGCUCCACCCCGCCGCGCUUCAAGUCCGCGCGCAAGGAGGCGCCCCUCGUCCUGCUGCACGUCACCCUGCUGCCCCUGCGCUGGGUCUGGGGCGACGUGCUCAACACGCUCGACUCGGUCCUGCAGCCGGCCGCCGCCAAGGACGGCCCCGCCAUGGCCGCCGCCGCAUCCUCGCCCUUGUUCGAGCCGAGCGACCCGCUCAAGACGCUGCGCGACGCCUGGCGCGAGCUGCAGGAUCGUGUUGGUGAUACUGUCCUCGAGAGGGGUAUCCUGCUGCCGCACCCGCAGAACGAUUAUGAGGUGCUUGAGGAGCGCUUGCUUGAGGCCUUGGAGCUGCCACUGAGGCGCCGCGCGCGGAUUCUCGAGUGUGGCCAUUAUGUGGGCCCGGCGAACGUGCCUGAGGAUGGGGACAGUGAUGACGAGGGGGCGGACGGGGCGGAGGGGAAGACGCACUGGUGUGGUACGUGCUGUGGGGAGAUUAGGUGUGAGGACCUUGGCGUGGGGAGGGUGUUCCGCAUCAAGGUGUACGCGAGUAACGGGCUGAUGAGGGCCGGUGCGUGGGAAGCCUGCUGGAAGGAGAUGGAGCGCGUGGAUGUCGAGGUCGAGCCGAUUGUGGACCUGGCCGUGCAGAGCGAGCUGGAGAAGCUGGCUGUGCUGCAGAUGGAGCUGGACGAGCAGCGGCGCCGGGAGCUGGAUCUGGAGCGGAUGCCCGAGCCGGAGCCCGAGCGCAAGUCAGACCCAGACGCGCGCGGAGCCAGCCGGCAGCAGGGUGACCUCGCGGGCGAGACGGACAUGGACGCCCAGCGGAGCAUGAUGUCCUCCCCGGCGCCCUCGGCCCUGCAGCUCGCCAUGCGCGCCGCCACCCCCCAGCCCUCGGCCUCCAACACACUCGUCCGCGCCGCCACCCCAAGCACCUACGGCGUCGACGCCUCCGAGGAGCGCCGUCUCCGUGACGAGGAACGCAUGCGCGAGAUCUACGGCGACACACCGCCCCCCCCGCCACAACAACCAGCCGACCAACAAAAACACCAGCAUCAACAACAACAACCACAACAACAUCAUUACCCACCCCCUCCACAACAACAACCCCAACAACAACAACCCCAACAACAACAACAACAACAUGCCUUCCCCCCUCCCCUCCCCCUCCUCACCGACGGCUCCUCCUCCUCCUCUCACCACCACCAGCACCACCAAGACCCCUACCGCCGCCCCCCCGUCGUCCUCGACGAGAACGCCGGCUUUGUCGACCUGCUGACCCAGGCCUUCAAGGUCCUGCUGCGGGAUCCGAAGAAUGUGGCCAUUAUCCUGCUGUGUGUGUUUUUGGCGGUGGUGGUUAAGCGGCCUGGUGUUGGGGAGGGGGUGGGGGAGGUGCAGGUUGUUCCGCCGCAGGUGGUGCAGGUGCAGGUGCCUGUGGCUGGGGCUGGGAUGGGGGAGGGGUAUGGGAGGUUUGAGGGGGGGAAGGGGGAGGCGGUUGAGGUAGUUGCGGCGGUUGAGGCUAUUGGUGGUGGUGGCGCUGGGGAGAGGGAGAGGGAGGUGGAGGCGGGGUUGGCCAGCUCGCGGAUGCCGGAGGUUGCGGGGUUGGAGGGGGUUGCAGCGGCUGGGGCUGCGGCUGAGCCGGAGAAGGAUGUUGUGGAGACCGUGGAGGAGGUCCAGCAGCAGCAGCCGGCUGUUGUGGAGGAGGUUCCGGUUGUGGUGGAAGAGGAGGUUAAGGAGCAGGUGGUGCUGAAGAGUUCGGAAGCGGAUGCCCAGAAGGUCGCGGAACACGAGGUCCAGCACAUUCCUCGCUUCGAGCUCCCGGCCGAUAUGUGCCCGCCACGCGGACCAGAGUACCCUAUCACCAUGGCGGACGAGACCCCGGCGGAGGAACAGAUCAUUCCGGAAGCCGCCACCGACGCGGCCGCAACCGAGCAAGAACAGCCCGCGGGCGCGUGCGGUCCCAACAGCUCCGACUCGGACACCGAGGAAGAGGAGGAGUCCGUUGCAGCGGCAGCGCCGACGUCGACGUUCCUACCCGGGCCGCUGGUGACGGAGCGCACGACGGUGCGCGUGUUCGAGACGGUGACGCAGACGGUGCGCGUCAGCGUCGUCACGCAAACCGAGACCGUCUCCACCGUCGUCACCGCCGUCCCGCAGACGGUCGAGGAGACCGUCUACGAGACCGAGACCGUCCGCAUCACGGUCUCGGUGCCGGUCGAUGAGCAACAGCAACAACAGCAGCAGCAGAAGAAGGUCAAGGCGAAGCCGGCUAAGGGGUGUCAGGAGAAGGGUGGUGGUUGGUUUUAA